CACGAAUAUGGCAUUUUACCGUUGGCACAUGGCGUUCAAUGCCAAGAAAAAUAGCUCCAUGUCAACUGUCAAACGCUCAGAUUGGUGGACUGCCGCGUUCCCGCCAACGAAAGGAUGGGCAGCUUGUGGACCGCCCAAACCUUUGAGGCUAUUCCCGCCAACCACGAUCGUGGCGAGCAAGAAAUGCCGUAGAAGGCCUCGGAGCGAAACCAAAGUUUCCAUGUCCAGUGUGGGCGGAGAUGGACUGCGAAUGCGGUAGGUAAUAGAAGGCUGUAUUAUCGGUGGAGCCUCGUGGCCACACGCACCGUCGCGAACCGCACUGACGACACACAGACACACACACACACACACACGUACACAGCAACGAGUGAUCCCUCAAGUGAGAGCUUUGCCGUCUUGGUAUAGAUUGGCUCAAACGACGCUCACUCACGUCGAUAUAGAAUGGUCGGGCAGGGGGACGUUCAUGGAGUUGCCAAGGCGGAGCAUGCUGCAAGGCAGAGCCAUGGGGAAGCAGGAUGUAUAUGAAUACAGUCCGGUGACACUCGAGGCCUGCAGAAAGCACAAAGAUAUAAGUCUGCAGUACUCUGCCUCUCUUCAGGCCUGUCUUGUCACUCAACAAGAAGCUCUCGCCUCGUUCAAGAUCUUUGGCCCCUCAGACUUAUCACAGAGCUUGCUGCAAGAGUCGAGAACAUUAUGAGGUCUCCAUCCAUCCUCCUGGGCACCGCCCUGGUCGCCACUAGGGCCACGGAGGCCGUCGUGGGCUCUCCUGAGGGCUUCGCUGCCGCCACCACGGGUGGUGCCGGGGGAUCUACGGUCUACCCAACGACCACCGACGAGCUCGUCUCGUACCUGUCCUCGAGCGAGGCCCUGACCAUUGUCCUGCAGCAGACCUUUGACUUCACCGACACCGACGGAGAGGUCACCGCUACCGGGUGUGCCCCCUGGGGCACCGGGUCUGCCUGCCAGGAAGCCAUCAACCAGGACGACUGGUGCACAAACUAUGAGCCUGACGCACCCUCGGUGACGGUCGAGUAUUAUCCUGCUGCGACGCUCGGCAUCACCAUCACCAGCGAUAAGAGUCUCAUCGGCUCUGGGAGCUCAGGUGUGAUCAAGGGCCGUGGUCUCAGGAUCGUCAGCGGCGCGAGCAAUGUCAUUAUCCAGAACAUCGAAAUCACCGACCUGAACCCCAAGUACGUAUGGGGAGGUGAUGCUAUCACCCUGGACGACUGUGACUUGGUGUGGAUUGAUCAUGUAACGAUCUCGCAAAUCGGUCGCCAGCAGAUUGUCUUGGGUACCGAGGCAGACGCCCGUGUGAGCAUCACAUACAACAACUUUGACGGCACAUCCUCAUACUCGGCCGACUGCGACACCUAUGCGUACUGGGGUCUCUUCUUCGACGGAUCCGACGACCUCGUCACCCUCAAGGGCAACUAUAUCCACCACUUCUCAGGCCGUUCGCCCAAGGUCGAGGGCAACACACUCCUGCACGCCGUCAACAACUACUGGUAUGACUACAGCUCCGAAGGCCACGCGUUCGAGAUUGGCACCGGCGCCUACGUCCUCGUCGAGGGCAGCGUCUUCCAGAACGUGCCCACCAUCCUGGACGCCGACCCAACGGGUGAGUACUUCACCUCGCCCUCGACGACGGCCAACGAGGCGUGCGCCGCAUACUUGGGCCGGGACUGCCAGGUCAAUGGAUUCGGCAGCUCGGGCACCUUCUCCAGCUCCACCACGAGCUUCUUCUCCGACUUUGAGGGUAAGACCAUCGCGUCGGCCGAAACGUACCAGUGGGUGCAGGAGUAUGUCAUCGCCGGGGCUGGCGUUGGUGUUAUUGACUAG
Messenger RNA from Cryphonectria parasitica EP155, 1839 nucleotides. Its product is annotated as family 1 polysaccharide lyase. Gene Ontology annotation, molecular function: pectate lyase activity. The record is from RefSeq and is a predicted model, not a curated record. The transcript is spliced from 4 exons. Bases 694 to 1839 code for a protein of 381 amino acids. Lineage: Eukaryota; Fungi; Ascomycota; Sordariomycetes; Diaporthales; Cryphonectriaceae.